AUGUCCAUCGCUUGUCUUCCCAUUGAGUUGGUGAGGAAAAUCUGCACCUAUCUGCAGCUACCAGCCUGGUGUGCGCUUCGACUGACUUGUCGGUCGCUCUACAACAUCACUCUCGAUUCCUUUCGACGCGUCUUCCGCAGCAUCUCCGUCUUGUGCACCUCCGGCGGACUGUGCCAACUCUAUGAGCUUUCCAUGCACGAGGGUAUUCGCCAACAUGUCGAGGAGCUCAGACUUCGACAGCAGCAGCCUGAGGAGGAGUACUCAGCUUCAGCCCACAUCUCGCAAUACUAUCAGGAUUUUCACUUCGUCAUGAAAGAUCAUCGACCCAUACUGAAAUCGCCGACUGCCAUCCGCGUUCUCCGACACUGUAUGAGCCGUUUUGUCAACUUAACUACAGUCGGGUUACGAUAUCGCCCUGCCGAAGGAAGUCGUGACUCGAUAUGUCUAGGCUGGCGCAGUCUAACAGACGACCUCGGCUUUCCCCCCAAGUUCCCCAAGGAACUCCGCCGGCAUGAAUUGAUCUCCAGAGAGCAGGAUCGAGCUUUCUGCGUCCUUGUUAGAGCCCUGAUUGCGAGGGAAUGGACAUCCUUUGUUUCCCUCAUGAAAGGCUUGUUGAACUUACACCUUUGUCUGGAGGGAACACAGGAGGGCGACCAUCCAGAACGUCCCCGUGAGCUGUUGACAGCCGUUGGCCCGACUCUCGAGGUACUACGGUAUCAAUUCGACUCCAUCAACGCGUCUUACCCCCCUACAACUUUCCCCAUUCUUGAGAUCUUCCCGGGAAUACAGUUUCCACGCCUGCGCGAAGUCCGUUUGCAGAAUCUAGUGGUCCCGCCGGAAGCCCUGAUGGAAUUUCUUCGUGCUGUCUCGCCUACCUUGACCGACCUGACUCUGAAAUCAGUCAGUCUAGCCCAGCCUGACGAUCCGUACGGCCCUUUGCCCCAAGAAGACUCCCCAGAGGAGACCAAGCACCGUAGCGAUACGGCUGCUUAUGACGUUGCGCGAACCGGCCUUUCCUUCCACGGUUGGGUGAACCAGCUACGUUUAAAAUGACUGCUAACUUGCUGGCCAGUAUGCUAGAGCAC
This is a messenger RNA of Aspergillus vadensis CBS 113365, 1085 nucleotides long. RefSeq names its product F-box protein. The coding region runs from base 1 to 1053 and encodes 350 amino acids. The transcript is spliced from 4 exons. Lineage: Eukaryota; Fungi; Ascomycota; Eurotiomycetes; Eurotiales; Aspergillaceae. The record is from RefSeq and is a predicted model, not a curated record. Gene Ontology annotation, molecular function: protein binding.